Messenger RNA from Penicillium angulare, 2607 nucleotides. RefSeq names its product telomere repeat binding factor family protein. Bases 1 to 2607 code for a protein of 868 amino acids. The transcript is spliced from 3 exons. The record is from RefSeq and is a predicted model, not a curated record. NCBI's taxonomy places the organism in Eukaryota, Fungi, Ascomycota, Eurotiomycetes, Eurotiales, Aspergillaceae.
AUGUCACGGGUCUCAGCUGAGCCCCUGUCCUUGCGACGAGUCACGAGAAGCCAAAGUCGAGAAGUCGAUAAUGAUCCGCAGAGCUAUCAUUCUAAUGUCGGCUCUAAAAGUUCCUUCACACCUAUUAAGAGGGAGGUAAAUGGCAGUAGACUGAGCGCUGUGAUUGAACAAUCACCUCUGCCUUCGCGCCAAACGCCGGUUUCCACGUUUGGCUCCUCUGUCAUUCCUGAGUCUCCUGGAAAUUCGGAGGGCAACACGAACAUUUCCGGCACGACCUUCCUGGAGCAACCAGAUGAUGCCGAGUCGAACGAUGAAGCUCCAAAUGACCCUCUGCUCUUGGUCGACGAGCUUCCGGAUCUUCAACAGACAGCGUCCAAGCUAAUGAGCCUAAUGGUAUCAAACCAUUCAGAUCCAGUCAACGUCGUUAACGAGGCAAGGCGAAUGCGCACCGCUGAUUCCAGAAGCCCAGAGAGCAGACGUUUCAAAUCUCACUGUCGCAAGCUCGUGGACAGAAUUAAGCAGUUUAGCCCCCAUACAUUCAUUGAUGUUCAUCAUAUUCGCAGUCUGAUUCCUUCGGUCCCUGGUCAAGAUGGCUCUGGAAAAUGGAGCCCGACCCCAGCGCUACAUAGCGCAAACUGCGCGCGGCUGGCGUUUGAACUACUGCUAUCAACUGCCGAUUCUCAAGCUAUACGGCAAGUUGUCGCGGGAUUGAAUGAGCAUUUCCCUGUCUUAUUCUUAGAUAAAUUUGCAAACGAUGGCUCGAUCGGGACUAGCAAUACUGAAAAGGCUGCACUUGAGCUUGCUCUUGAAAUUCGAACACAACAUUUCAUCUUUGAGUUUGAGAGGCUUCAGAACGAGAAGAACUUUGAUCCAGGAUCCCUGAUUCAAUCGGUGUUCUACGAUGGUUCUCUGCACCAGGGUAAUGAGUUGGACUCUCGCUGGCUCCGUGGUUUUGCACUGGAGACUUCUUUUCAGGAUGAAAAUGAAUGUCUGCCAGAACGCCUCCAUGACACUGUUCUGGAUCGUAUUGCCGAACUGCGCCUUGACAUGUUCGACGAUGACGAUGCACCCAAUAUCGCAGGCUUAAAGGCAGUAUUCCCCUGGAAGCGAUUUCCCCUGCGUGUUGCUCGUUUUCUUCUGAACCGCGACCGAGAGAUUCGACGUGACCUGAAAACACAAGCGAAUUUCGAUGAUGUCCAAGACCUCCUCGUGAAGAUUAUCAAUGGCGAGGAGCGUGUUCCUACUGCAUCAUCUGUAUCUGAGAAUCGUAUGGACUGGUUUUCUUCGCCUAUCAAUGAGCAUUCUGUCCAGGGUCCGUUGUCACAGGAACCUCAAAACGCCAGAACUCAACGGCAACAGGUUCAGGAAACUCCUGCCUCACAAACCUCAGCCCCCAUGGUAGCCACCCGCCCUGCCUUGCCCUCCCCAUCUCCACUCCGAUCUCCACUACAAUCCUCCAUAGUACAACACCGUCCAAUGAGCCAAGCCACGAAACCAGUAGAUAAGAACCCUCACCGAAGAAAAUCGGCCAAAGGUUAUCUGAACAUGGAAAACAUCAGCCGCCUUAAACAGCGCAUGGAUGGCCAUGGAUCGCCCUCACGACAAACAACCAGGGCUCCUGAAGGGCAGCCCACGUCACAUGAAGAAAAUAAUGUUGCAGAACAUGAUUUCGGCAACGACACGACUUUACAUCACGACGCGGACGACCUUGACCUCAGCGGAAUUCCUGAUGAAUCAACCACACCCCCGGGGUCUGCUAGAACAAAUCAAAUCAGCCAUAAUGGCCGAUUUUUCGAUUCGCCGAGACCAAGUCAUACUGAUCGCCAAGCAUCACGCGCCCAAGCCCAGCAGACACCACCUCGCACGUAUUUCGAUCGCCAAAACAACGCGUCCAGGGUAUCUCCGAUAAACGAAUCCGAUACAAAGAGCGCAGAGCGACGACCCGCUCAACCCAGUGAUCUCAAUCCCAAAAAACGUACUCGGCAAGACACAGAUGACGAAGACGAAGACGAAGACGACUUCGAGCAAGAUACCCGCGUUACCAAUGUCAAGGCGAAGCGAGACGCUAAGCCCAAGCCACGUAAUGUUCGCCCUCGCCAGGAAACAGAGGACUCAAGUGAAGCUGGCCAACAGCUCCGGGAUCAACUCCUUGCGUCUAGUCAGCAACAACCAGCGACUCAAAGCGGGCCGAUGCCUCCUCCCUCGAAUGCAACUGUUCCUCCACCACCGGUGCAGGAGCAAGCACCACCUAGCGAACCCGCAGCGUCUGCUCCUCACCCAGCCACCGCUACCCAGCAGUCCAGCUGGGCAUAUCGAAAUGCGCCCAGGGCAGGAUCGUCUACUGUCGUUAAGCGCAAGGGUGGGAGAUGGUCAAAGGAAGAAGAUGAACGACUUAUCACGCUCAUCGCUGCUCACGGUACUAGUUGGAAAGACAUUCUUGCACAGGACAAAAUCUGUCCUGCGAGUGAUGGUGGGCCAGUUUUCACAAUCAGGGAACGUUCAGGCGUCGAUCUCAAGGAUCGAGCACGUGUAUUGAGAAAGCAUAUCGAAAAGGCCGGGCAACCUCUCCCUACUGGGUUUGAAAGAGUGGGGAAGGUUACCUGGUAA